AAUGAGGAGGGUGGGGCAUCUAGGGAGACUUAAAGAGCUCCCAAGGCACACCCUGUGCCCUGUGCUGCCGCCGCCAUCGGAUGCCUCAGCUCCCACCAUGGCUGAAACUACCAAGCUCCAGCUUUUUGUGAAGGCCAGUGAGGAUGGCCAGAGUGUCGGACACUGCCCUUCUUGUCAGCGGCUCUUCAUGGUCCUACUCCUCAAGGGUGUGCCCUUCACACUCACAACAGUGGACACACGAAGGGCAUUGGAUGUGCUGAAGGACUUCGCGCCAGGCUCACAGCUGCCCAUCCUGCUCUAUGAUGGGGAUGUCAAGACAGAUACACUGCAGAUUGAAGAAUUCCUGGAGGAGACACUGGGGCCACCUGACUUCCCAAGCCUAGAACCCAGGUACAGGGAGUCCAACACAGCAGGCAAUGACAUCUUCCACAAAUUCUCUGCCUUUAUCAAGAACCCAGUGCCUGCACAGGACAAUGCCCUGUAUCAGCAGCUGCUCCGUGCCCUGACCAGACUAGACAGCUUCCUGCGUGCACCUCUGGACCAUGAACUGGCACAGGAACCACAACUUCCUGAGUCCCGCCGCCGCUUCCUAGAUGGUGACCGGUUCACACUUGCUGACUGCAGCCUGCUGCCCAAGCUGCACAUUGUGGAUACCGUGUGUUCACACUUCCGCCAGGCGCCCAUCCCCAUGGAACUGUGGGCUGUUCGCCGCUACCUGGACAGUGCAUUGCAGGAGAAGGAGUUCAAGUAUACGUGUCCACACAGAGCAGAGAUCCUGGCAGCUUACCAACCUGCUGUGCACCCCCGUUAGUACCCCUACCUCCAUACACACAUCUGUAGCCACAUAAAGCAUCUUUGCCUGAA
Molecule: messenger RNA, 864 nt
Organism: Meriones unguiculatus (Mongolian gerbil)
Lineage: Eukaryota; Metazoa; Chordata; Mammalia; Rodentia; Muridae
Gene: Clic3
Product: chloride intracellular channel 3
Exons: 6
Coding region: 2-811 (269 amino acids)
Source: RefSeq, a predicted model, not a curated record